This is a messenger RNA of Vitis riparia (riverbank grape), 2145 nucleotides long. RefSeq names its product sodium/calcium exchanger NCL-like. Gene Ontology annotation, molecular function: calcium ion binding; calcium:proton antiporter activity. Gene Ontology annotation, biological process: intracellular calcium ion homeostasis; calcium ion transmembrane transport. The transcript has 7 exons. The record is from RefSeq and is a predicted model, not a curated record. Lineage: Eukaryota; Viridiplantae; Streptophyta; Magnoliopsida; Vitales; Vitaceae. The coding region runs from base 57 to 1799 and encodes 580 amino acids. Gene Ontology annotation, cellular component: membrane.
AAUCCGUAUAUAUGGAAAUAAACUCCACAUAGGCCUCUUCGCUCUCCUCCACCACCAUGGCCACCACCGCUUCCGGCUCCGUCAUCCUCCUUCUGCUCCUAGCCGCCGGCGCUGCCGUCGACGGCAGAGUCAUAAGCAACCGCACAUCGUCCACCGGCCUAGUCUCUGACGGCGUCCACGACCACCGCGAUGGCUCGCCUUAUCUUCUUCUCAGAUCAUUUUCCGCUGUUUCAGCCUCGGAUUCAUGUGAUCAGACGUACGGAUUCAUGCCCUGCACAACGACAACAGUGGGUAACCUCUUCCUCAUCCUGGUCUAUGGUUACCUCAUGUUCCUCGCCGCAACCUAUCUUUCCUCCGGCAGUGAGCUCCUGCUUGAACUCUUGGGUCCUGGCCUGGUCGGUGGCCUCUUGCUUCCCAUUCUCGGCGCUCUUCCCGAUGCCAUGCUUAUCCUUGUAUCUGGACUGUCUGGAAGCACAGAAACUGCACAGAGUCAGGUCUCUGUAGGAAUGGGGUUGCUUGCUGGAUCAACUGUAAUGCUCCUUACAAUAAUAUGGGGAACUUGUGUUAUUGUUGGCAAGUGUGACCUUCAGGAUUCAGUUGCCAAAGACUCGCAAGAUACCAAAGGAUUUAGCCUAACCGGUUCUGGUGUUAGUACCGAUAUCUGGACUAGUUACGCUGCAAUCAUCAUGGUGAUAUCAGUCAUCCCAUUUAUCAUUGUCCAACUACCUCAAGUUCUACAUUCAACUUCAGCAAGACGCUUAGCAGUCUUGAUUGGGCUUAUUGUCUCCCUUAUAUUAUUGAUUACUUAUUGCUUUUACCAGGUUUUUGUGCCUUGGAUACAAAAGAGACGACUUGCUUAUGCAAAGCAUAAACAUGUAAUAUCUGGUCUUCUUAAACAUUUAAGAAAGCGCGCACUCGGAAGGCUCCUAACGGAGGAGGGUGAACCUAAUGAAGAAAUUAUAAGAAAGCUUUUUCAUACAAUUGAUGAGAAUGACGAUGGGAACCUUUCAAAAGCCGAAUUAAGAGCAUUGAUUGUAGGAAUUCAGUUUGAGGAGAUAGACUUGGAUAAGAAUGAGGCUGUGGACAAAGUGAUGAAUGAUUUUGAUACAUCCAAUGAUCAGUUUGUUGAUGAGGGAGAGUUUGUCAAAGGAAUUUCAAGAUGGCUUAUGGAAGCAAAGCGUUAUGGGGGUUCUGGUCCUGAUGCUGGUCCUAAUUCAUCAAGUGUUUUAGAUGCUUUUCACAAGGGAACAAAGAGAGAGCACAAUCGUUUGGGGGGGGAUCAAAGUGAUGAGGUGGUUGAGGCUGUGGAAAACCCGAAGUGGAUUACCUUUAAAGCAGUAAUGAUGUUGUUGUUGGGAACUCUUAUUGCAGCUGUAUUUGCUGAUCCCCUUGUAGAUGCUGUUGACAACUUCUCUGAUGCUACAAGUAUUCCUACCUUCUUCAUCUCAUUUAUUGCACUGCCCUUGGCUACCAACUCCAGUGAGGCAGUUUCAGCAAUUAUCUUUGCUAGCCGCAAAAAGAACAGGACUACGUCUUUGACAUUUUCAGAGUUAUAUGGGGCGGUAACAAUGAAUAAUGUCCUUUGCCUGUCGGUCUUCUUAGCCCUCGUUUAUGUUAGGGGAUUGACAUGGGACUUUUCAUCAGAGGUGCUGGUCAUUGUCAUAGUUUGCGUUGUGAUGGGCGUUUUUGCCAGUUUCCGCACCACCUUCCCUCUCUGGACAUCUUUUGUAGCUCUCUUGCUAUACCCUUUCUCCCUGGCGCUAGUUUAUGUUUUGGACUAUGUCCUUGGCUGGUCAUAGAGUCAUGGAGACCACAAAAGUUUUACGGGAGGCACUCUCUUGUGACUAAUCGUAAGCUCUAUGAUUAUUACUCUUUUUUGAAUUCUCGGCUGUUUCACCUACAUCUAUAUUUUGAGCUAAUAAUGCUUGGAACCCGAAACUUGAAACGUUGUUUUGUAGCAAUGGUAGAUAGCAAAUUUUCUAGUGUUCAGAAAGGUGAAAAUUACUUUGCUUUCAAUGCCACAUGAGUCUUUUUUUUUUCUUCCUCUUAAAUAUGAAGGUUGAUCUUUAUGUUAAAACCACUAGUACUUGAGGUUGUGUUUAAAUAAUUUUGCUGCUGAAUACCGAUUUUAUUACUUUUGUUCAA